AUGCCCGAGGAGAGCAUACACUCGCCGUUUAGUUCCGAAAUACCGCACGCGUUCAUCUACAAUGAUACCAGAAAGGGGACAACCCUCUAUUGUGGACCCUAUUUGAGGUCCAUUGAGAGUUUUGCGCAGAAAUAUAAUUAUCAACUGCAGCUGGAGCACGUGGAGAACUUGCCAAAGAAGUCGCUGAUGCUGCAGCAGAUAGCCGAGGGCUAUUACAAUAUGUCCGUGCACGGUGUGAACAUCCGAUCCAUGUCCGAGGAUCCCUUGUCGAAUUUAACGCAGUACAGUUAUCCCAUCGAGGUGAUGAAGUUCUGUGUGAUGGUGCCGCUGGCACCGGAGCUGCCCAAAUGGAUGUACAUGGUCUGGCCGCUGGGUCGCUAUGUCUGGACAUCCAUCUUCUUGUCCAUAUUCUAUGUGGCCCUGCUGCUGCGUUACAUACACCGACGGGAGACUGUCACCCGCUCCUAUACGCGGAAUCUGCUGCAUGCCCUGGCCAUACUCAUGUACAGCCCGAAUAUGAAUAUGCAGGUGCAGCUGAGUCAGCCUCCAGUGCGUAUGCUGAUCUUCUACACGCUGCUCUACUUGCAGGGCUUUAUAUUGUCCAAUUACCACAUCAGCCACAUGACCUCCUUCGACAUGAAGCCGGUUUUCGUGAAGCCCAUUAAUACGUGGUCGGACCUAAUAGAGUCUCGGGUGCGCAUUAUUAUACCGGAUACGCUGCUGGAGGAGCUGCGCAUUUUGCCUGUGGUGGACGUUUCCUUGCUGGAUCCCCAGUUCGAGCCACGCAUUUGACAGGACU
Drosophila montana is the source of this 799-nucleotide messenger RNA. RefSeq names its product Ionotropic receptor 56b (gene Ir56b). Bases 1 to 792 code for a protein of 263 amino acids. NCBI's taxonomy places the organism in Eukaryota, Metazoa, Arthropoda, Insecta, Diptera, Drosophilidae. The transcript has a single exon. The record is from RefSeq and is a predicted model, not a curated record.